AUGGCAGAAGGGUCCGAUACGAAUUCCCAUCAGAGUUUUGAUGACGACGUUGAAGGGGUCGCUGAUGAGAAUCAGGAGCCAUGGAAGUUCAGAAUCUACUUUGUGGGAUUUCCAAGCGAGAUCGCUGACUCUGAAACCAUGUCCGUGGUUGAAAUGAUCCCGAACCUCGUACCUGAGGCGAGGGUUUAUCAACACAAUAUCUUUCGCCAUGACGUCGUUUCAGAGCUGCAAGAUUUGAGCUCGGAGGACGAAGAUGACAGAGAGUCAUUGGCAGUUGAUGAGCAGCGAGCACCUGACGGGCCCGAGGAGCGUGAAAGGGACAGAGAUGGCAUCCCUGCCUCCUUAGUUGGCCCAAGGUUGAUCAGCCCAAAGUUAAUCAGCGACAUCAGAAAUCCCGACACAGGGAAUUCUGUGAAAGAGGCGAGGAUGGCUUCGAUCGAGAAAGAGUAUGAUGAGCAUAUUGCCACCACUGACGAUGCAGCAUCCGUUGAGAGUCAAGUGGCCCAUCCAUUUUACUCGCCGGCCUGGAUUGAAAGCGAGGCAUUGGAACUUCUUAUUCGGAUCCAGAAGCAUGCGCCACAGGAGGCGAUUAAAGAUCGCAAUAGGGUGUUGUUGGCCGGUUAUGGCUUUGGUGGGAUUGUGGUCAAACAGGCUAUAAUUAUUGCCAACAGGACGCCUCGAUUCUACGACGUUGCUCUGAACGUCGCCAGCCUGCUCUUCUUUGCCACUCCCCAUGGCCCAACGAAGCGUGAGGCGCCAGAUCACUCGACCGGUCGACUCGGGUGGGAAAAUGUUCUUUUUGAGAUGCUCAAAGCCACAAACAUAGGCUACACCGGUCGACUUUCUCAGCUGCUCUCCGGCCUCGUAGAUGCCGUGGCACAACUUUCUCAUGUCUUUCGAAAGUUUGCCGUCAAGUAUCCGACAACGGAUUUCAUUCAGGUUGACGGUGAAUACACGCCAAAAAUGAGCCAAUCUAGCAACCCCGAGUUUGGAGUCCUAUGGCCGAUGCGGGGGCCUAAAGGUGCUGCAAUGUGCGCCGUGAACAACUUGGAUGAACUCGGGCUGCUUCGAAGGCUCUUCACACCUGACCAUAUACUCUUUGAUCACGAGGGAUCAAUUAAGGGCCCCCAUGUAGCACCGCAGUUUGACAUCAGCGAUACUUAUUUCAAGACCCUCCAAUCAUUGUCUUUCUCCCGAUGGAUCCUGCAUGAAGCCCGAACCCUAGACAAGUCUGACGACUUCGACGACAUGCAGGGUAUUUACCGCCCGAUAUUGCAGCAGAUUCCUUGGAAACAGUCUCGCGGAGGUUCGGUCCAGAUUCAUGGUCCAACGGGGUACGGGAAGUCGGAUCUUGUGAGGCUCAUCACCCAGGAAUUCCGCGAAAGAUCUUCUGUGGUCAUCAUUGAUAACCUCAUUAGCUCAUUGGAAAGUCAUCUCGGGAGCUUCUGCGGUGUCUUGGUUUCUACCGUCCACCAAAUCAUCUCACAACGGCCAUAUCUGUUUUGGCCUGUUAAGAACUUGAUGGCCGAGAUUCUCAGCCAGAAUGCCUGGACGCAAGAAACCCUCACUGCCUUGCUAUCAUCAAUCAUCUUUUACGCCAAGAAUGUCGACUUUCUGGUCGUCAUCGCCGAUUUCGAAAAAUGGACGAGCCAGGCGCAGUCAUGGUGGUUGCAGAUGCCGGGUUUGGCCGCAGAAUCUUCCGCCGUGACGUUUACUUUCCUUACCAGCAGCCGCGCACCAAUAGAUGGCUUCAAAUCAGGGAAAGUCUAUGCCUUUGACCUGGCAGCGAAAUCCAAGCACUACCAAAACGCCUUGAUCAGGACGAAGACAACGCAACUACUUGAUCAUGCCUACGGAUCCAGUUUCCUCAGAGAGAGGCUUGCGGUGAAUGUCAAGAAACAGAUCAUUGACUCGGCCACGAGUUUUGAGGGUUCCUUCUCUGCAAUCAGCGCAUACCUGGUCCACCUAUUCCAAAGCUUUACCAUCAGCUCUCCAGAGGCGAUCGAAGCAGACAUUGCAAAGAGUCCGAAGAACGAAAGAUUACUUUACGAGAAACACAUAGAGAUUCUUAGCACCCAACCCUCUUCCACAGUUUCUUGGGCGAAUUCUGUACUUUCCUGUCUGGUUCUUGCAAUGCGAGAUUUUCGCAUUGAGGAACUUGCCGUGGCGGUAGCCAUCAAUCUGCGCCGUUCAACCAUCUCCCAGAUUCAGGGAAUGGUGUCCAUGGACAUGGAACGAGAUCUUCGCAGUCAUCUAGGAGGACUUGACGCCACGCAAGCCGAUCACGAAGGGAGAACGCCGCUUCACAUGGCAGCUAUAUGCGGUCGGACAGAUGUUAUCCGACAACUCUUGGGCAUGGGCGUUUCCGGUGAGGCACCGAUCAAUGCCAGCGCCGCUGAAUUGCUCGAUGUCAAGGAUAUGGGUUUCCACACAGCCUUGACAGCCGCAGCCAAGAUGGGAAGUGUUGAUUCAGCGAAGUAUCUGGUAGCGGUUGGGGCAGAUCUGACGGUUCAGGAUCGAAUUGGUCAGACGACCUUGCAUUACGCAAUCCCGAACUGCCCGCAAGUUGUUAACAACAUUGUCGUUCGUGAUAAGUCUACGCUAUACAUCAAAGAUGUACAUGGCUGCACGCCUCUGCAUGUUGCUGCCCGUUGUGGGAGCGUGGAAUCUACGACCUUCAUUGUUGACGCUGCACGAACAUACGAUCGUCUGCUCGAAGUAGUCGAAGCUGCGGACAACAUGGGCUUGGCGCCGCUCCAUUACGCCGCUGAGAGGGGAUUCACAAAUGUGACUAAGAUCCUCAUCGACGCGCAAGUCAAUAGUAUUGCUUCAGCCGCUUAUGCUAGGCGAGCUGCGAAAUUAGCUGCAGCACACGGUUAUCUAGAGACAAUGAAGUCUAUAGAUGGAGGCACCUUGGAAUACGGUGGCGAAUUGCUUUUGGCCGCAUCACGCGCAGGCCAGCUACUGAUAGUCCAGUAUCUUCUACAACAAAGCGUUUCUCCCGAUGGACAGGAAGAUGCGAAGCAAAGACCAAUCUCAGUGGCCACAGCACGAGGCUACAACGAGGUGGUACGCACCCUGUUACGGCACAAGGCAGAUAUCAACUUGGGAGAUUCAGAAAGGCGAACACCUUUGCACCACGCCGCAAGUUACGGAGUAUACGAUGUCCUAAAGACGCUCCUAAACCACGCUAGGGACACCACCGAGGCAGCGAACGUCCAAGCUCGCGAUUACUCCCGGUUCACGCCGCUUCACUUUGCAGCUCAAAGAGGCCAUACCAGCAGUGUAGAGCUGCUCUUGGAACACAACGCUAACGCCAAUGACCGCUCCGUCUCGGGGGACACGCCACUUCAUCUCGCCACUGGGAGUCCGAGAAUAGUCGAAGCCCUUUUAAAGGUCGAUGCAGAUGCGAACGCCAUCAAUCAACUGGGCCAGACACCACUUCAUAUGGCGACGCGCAGGAAAUGCCUCGAAUCCGCACAACUUCUUAUUCGAAAGGGCGUCGAAGUUGGCAUUGCCGAUGAAGACGGAAGACGGGCGGUGUAUCAUGCCAUAGAGCAGAACGAUAUCCACAUGGUGGAAGAGCUCGUAACGAAUGAUGUCAAAGCAAACGAUAUCAAUGAAAACGUGAAAGGAUCGUGGGACAACCUGGAGCUGGCAGUGAGAUCUUCUGCCCUGGAAGUCCUUGAGUUUUUAAUGGGCGAUGAUGAAGAUGCAGUACAGAAGACGGACGACGACCGUCAUUCACUCUUGCACUAUGCUGCCGAAAGGAAAUCAGUUGAAGUUCUGACUUUCCUCAUCGACCGUGGAACUGAAAUUGACAGCCCUAGUCGCUGGGGGAGAACGCCACUGCAUUGCGCAGCCUAUCAUGGCCAAGUUGACAACAUGAGAGAGCUUCUCAAACGCGGCGCUGACCCUGAAAGGGCGGAUGAGUCCGGUGAUAUACCCUUGCACCUGGCUGCCGAUCAAGGGUAUGAUGCAGCCGUUCGCAUCUUGCUCCACGCAGGUUCACCUAUCGAUGUACGAGGGGUUGGGGAACAAACACCACUUUUCUGCGCCACCAGCGCGAAUCAUUUCAACGUCGCCGAAACACUUCUCAAGGCCGGCGCCGAAGUCAAUUCACAAGACGAAGACGGCUGGUCUUCACUACAUGCGGCGGCAGGUGACCUGGGCGCUUCCAAGCUGCUUUUGGAGUCCGGGGCCGACAUCAAUUGUCAAAAGGCAGACCUUUGGGCCCCCCUUCACUUAGCCGUAUUCUGGGGUAGCGUCGAGGUAGCUGAAUUUCUCCUCAAGAGUGGUGCCAACCCCAACCUCACCAAUGCCGACGGAGACACACCCCUGCAUGUGGCCCUCAAAAAGGGUCAAGCUGAGGUUGUGAAGAUCUUUUUGAACCACCGUGGAAGCAACUCUGUAGAUGUGGACAAACCGAACGCCGAUGGGUUCCAUCCCAUCCACCUGGCAUCCAGAGAAUGCAAUAGCGACAUCGGUUGGGAUCCACAGGAUUGGACAAAUGCCUACUGGGAAGCUAUAUUCAGAAACCGGGUCGAAAGUGUUUCUAUCUUGCUGAGCAAGAGCCCUGGUCUGAAAAAUGAGAUGAAUGAAGAGGGCCUCAAUGGUCUCGAGGUGUACUUCGACAGCUGCCAGAGCCUCGAAGACCAGGGCAACCCACUGGCCGUCCUCUUGGUCAAAAGCGGCUGCAAUCCCUGGACCAGACGGCAGAAUGACCAGAAGUCCAUUUUUGAACUUGGUUUCUCGACCCAGUGGAGUCGCCAGCACAUGGACUUUGUGGAUGCUUGUCUCCAGUGUCUUCCAGGUGACCCCCAAGAGGCCGGGCUGGGAUUCAAAGAACUUCGAAUCGCUACCGAGAUGGAUAGGCCUGACCUAUGGACGAAGCUAAAGUCGAUGCUAACACAAUUCGAGAGGGAGACAGAUUCCGAUGGGUGGACUCUGCACCACUUCUUGUAUCAAUGUGCUCCCAGGAUCGCCCUUGGAGAGUACCAGUCGAGAGCCCCGCAAAGCCAGACCAAGACGCCAACAGCGCUCAUUAUACCUCCUAUGUGGAAGAGAGGUGUAGAAGUUAGUGAGUCGCGCGCGCAGAUCCUCCAAGGGGGUUUGGAGGUUUUCUUUGCAGCAUCUCACGACGAGGAAAACGACCCGUACAACAUUUGUAUCAGGGCAAACCAUCCUCUAUCGCCUAGGAAACUGGGAUUGGCAUAUUUUGAGCUAUCAAUAGAGGAGGCCUUGGAGGUGUCCACGUCCGAGUCCAAGCCAGACGAUCUCGAACAGCGGAACAGAAAGUCAAGUAAUCCAAGCGAACCAGAAGAGCCGGAGACAGGCUCUAACGGCUCUGCGAAAUCUGACGCGACAUCAGACACUUCCCCGUCAUCGGAAGCUACGCCUGCCGACCCAAGCGUGGUCAUCGGCUUGACUGGCGAGUUCUGCGACAUGAGGAAGGCACACCCCGGAUGGUAUUUGUGGUCGGUGGGUUACCAUGGAGUCGAGGGCAAUGUGUAUGACGAGGACUUUUCUUCCGCAAGUCAUAUAUUGGGACGAAUCUAUGGGCUAGGCAGCACCGUGGGCUGCGGGGUCGAUUACGAGAACCGCGAAUAUAUAUUCACUCUCAAUGGUCAAGUCGUUGACCGGUAUCCGAAGAGGACACAGACGAGUCGAACUAUGUCGGUUGCUGGCGCACGAAAGUAG
This is a messenger RNA of Colletotrichum tamarilloi, 5700 nucleotides long. RefSeq lists its product as uncharacterized. The record is from RefSeq and is a predicted model, not a curated record. Lineage: Eukaryota; Fungi; Ascomycota; Sordariomycetes; Glomerellales; Glomerellaceae. The coding region runs from base 1 to 5700 and encodes 1899 amino acids. Gene Ontology annotation, molecular function: protein binding. The transcript has 9 exons. Gene Ontology annotation, cellular component: nucleus; cytoplasm.